AUGAUAAAAGACUCUAAUUUAUCAACAAAGUCAGUUUUUUUUGAUGAUGAAGAACUUUAAUGGGAAUCUAGUUUAACUAAAGAAUUUAGUAUAUCAUUAAAAGGACUCUUUCAUAUUUAUAAAGAAGAGAAGAGUCAUUAUAAACUUUUAGAAAUUUCUCUUAGUUAGCCUUAUCUAAUAAAAUAGUCUAGAAAAAAAGUAUAUUAAAAUUUAACGUUAGGGUUUAAAAGUUUUAGAUAUAACUAAUGCUAUUAUAGAGAAAGUGAAAAAUAAUAUAGUUGGAGAAGGAUUACUAGUUAAGAAAAAUAACUUAAAGUUUUAUAUGUAUGGUCAUAUAGAGAAAUGGUUAGAGUCAAUGUAAGAAAUGUGCAUUUAGAUUAACUUUCAUGAUGAAUUCUUUUUGUAUAGAUUAAUUUCUAAAAGUCAACAAUCUAAAGUAUCAUAUUUUUAAAUAUAUAGGUAUAUUUUGCAGAAGAUCGUAGUACAAAAAUUGAUUAUGCAAUAAAAGUAUUUGAAAAGAAUUAAUUUGAAUAAAAAAUUGGAGCAAAGGCUUUAUAAUAAGAAAUAGAGAUUCUAAGGCUAAUAAAAAAUGAACAUUUCAUCAAACUAUUAAAAACUUAUGAAGGAGAUUAAGCAGUUUAUUUAGUAUUUGAACAGUAAAAAGGUGGUGAUUUAUAGAGAUUUUUAAAAGAAAAUGAAAAUAUUUUAACAGAAAAAACAGCAUUUUAAGCUAUUAAAUAAUUAUUAUAGGGAAUAAGUCUAUUGCAUAAUCUUAAUUAUAUGCAUCGUGAUUUAAAACCAGAGAAUAUAUUACUAAAAAAUAAGGAUAAAUUAGAAGAUUUGAUAAUUAGUGAUUUAGGUUUGGCAGAAAAGGUGAAUAAUGAAAAAAAACAAUUAUUUACUCUUUGUGGCACUCCAGGAUAUGUGGCUCCAGAAGUCUUAAAGAAAUAACCAUAUAAUUAGAAAGUUGAUAUUUAUGGUAUUGGAAUAAUUCUGUAUACUUUGUUAACAGGAAAAAAUCCAUUUUAUUCAAUUAUAAAGGAUGAAAUUCUUGAAUUAAAUAUGAUAGGUAAUGUGAAUACAGAUAAAUUAAAUUGUUCAGAUUUGGGAAAAGAUUUAUUAAGAUAAUUAUUAUAAGUAUCUCCAAAUAGAAGACCUACUGCUUAAUAAGCACUUAGACAUAAAUAUUUUAGAAAUUAAUCUCCAUUACAAACAUUACAGAAAUAAAAUAUAAUUCUAUCUAAACCUAAAUUUGAUUCAAAUCAGAGUGAAUAAAUCUCUCCAUUAACGCCAAAUCUUAAUUUUGAUUAAUUUAAAACUCCUUUAGGUAAUAAUUAUUUUUAUAUUAAAGUUUAACCAUAAUACUUAAGAUAAGCCACUCCUAAAUUAAAUAUUUAAUAAAAACAUAAUGCAAACCUAAUGAAGAAAUUUAGAAAUGGUUUAUGA
Molecule: messenger RNA, 1446 nt
Organism: Paramecium sonneborni
Lineage: Eukaryota; Ciliophora; Oligohymenophorea; Peniculida; Parameciidae
Source: the annotation of a GenBank genome assembly